AUGAUGCGCCCGCGUCUCUCGGAUUGUAGCCGCUGCCUGGCCCGCAGUAGGCUAUUCUCUACCACAGCACAGCGUACCGAGCAGAGCCAAAAUCCCCCCUUCCCGCCGAUGGAAGGGUACGCCCGACUCACAAACCGCGGACUGAUCUCCAUCACCGGCGCCGACAGCACAACCUUCCUCCAGGGCCUGACGACCCAGAACAUGCUAGUGGCAAGUGACCGCAACCGGAGCCUUCGAAGCACAGGCACGUACGCGGCAUUUCUCAAUUCGCAAGGCCGAGUUCUGAACGAUGCCUUCAUUUACCCGCUCCCCGGCGCAGAGGCCCAGGGUGCGGAGUCAGGCUGGCUAGUAGAGGUAGAUAAGAACCAGAUUCCCGCCUUGCUGAAGCACCUCAAAAAACACAAGCUGCGCGCGAAACUCAAGCUCCGCGCUCUGGAGGAAGGCGAGCGCACAGUCUGGUCCUCAUGGAACCUGUCAUGGAAGAACCACGCCAAGUCGCAACCGUGGGCGGUAUAUACUCGGGAGACAGGAUUCCCGUCACUCUUCGAGCCCACAUCUGAAAUGACCGGGUGCAUGGACAAUCGUGCUCCGGGCCUCGGAUCCCGCAUUAUCACACCUGGCUCGGACGAACUGCGCACCUAUUACCCGGAUAAGUCGCAUGUUCGUGGGGACGAGGUCCAGCUGGACUCGUACACCGUCCGUCGAUUUCUGCAUGGUGUUCCAGAGGGCCAGGCGGAGAUUAUCAGUGGAACGGCUUUGCCUUUGCAGUGCAAUAUGGAUAUGGCUGAUGGUAUCGAUUUUCGCAAGGGUUGUUAUGUCGGUCAGGAAUUGACGAUUCGUACGCACCACCGCGGUGUUACGCGGAAGCGUAUUUUGCCUGUUCAGCUAUAUGAUUUGGGUCAGGAGGGGCAAAAUGCCCCGGAACUCUUCGCAUAUGAUCCAUCUUUUCAAUUGACUUUGCCUUCUGGUGAAGCGGAUAUUGUUAAGGAUGGUGCGGCUACUCGCCGGGGCCGUAGUGCGGGGACAUUCCUUAAUGGCAUUGGCAAUAUUGGACUUGCGCUGUGCCGUCUUGAGGUUAUGACCGAUGUUGCCCUCAUGGGUGAAGAUCCUGCUCAUCCUGAUGAACACCACUUCAAGCUAUCUUGGGCUCCGGAAUCCGUGCUUUCGUUCCGUCUUGGCUCAGAGAAUUCAUCUCCAAAGGCAGGGGGGGUAAAACCCGCUUGUCGUAACCUUGAAGCAGAGGGUGAACGGGCGCGGGAACUUGUCGAGCAAUUAGAGGAAGGGGAGGAGGAAGCCGAAACGCGCCGAGACUAA
Molecule: messenger RNA, 1314 nt
Organism: Penicillium vulpinum
Lineage: Eukaryota; Fungi; Ascomycota; Eurotiomycetes; Eurotiales; Aspergillaceae
Product: YgfZ/GcvT domain-containing protein
Exons: 2
Coding region: 1-1314 (437 amino acids)
Cellular component (GO): mitochondrial matrix
Molecular function (GO): protein binding
Source: RefSeq, a predicted model, not a curated record